AAGCAAGUAAAAGAACACAGGGAGAGAGAGAUGGGGAAGAUAAGCUCUGAAACUCCAAAUGAAACUACAAUAAACCAUUUUAGUCAUCCACACCCUCUGAAGCUGUCCAAUUAUCAAACCCAACAUACCCUAAUCCAAUCUUCUUCUUGUUCAGGAUGCACGCUUCAGGUCUCUGGAUUGACCUACAAUUGCACAACUUGCAACUAUUUCCUUCACAAAAAAUGUGCCGAAAUGCCUCAGAAAAUCUCUCAUCCUUUUCAUAAACAGCAUGCCUUUUCUCUACUUCAGAAGCCUGUGUAUCCGAACGGAGCCUUCAACUGCGAUGCUUGUGGGGAAGUUGGCAAUGGAUUUUCCUACCACUGCAAAGAGUGCACCAUUGAUUUGCACAUACUUUGUUCCGUUAUGCCGUUAUCCCUCGCUCAUGCCUCUCAUCCACACAAGCUCAAUCUUACUUUUGAAUGCCCUUAUCCUACGAAGAGUUUUUGCUGUGAUAUAUGCGGAAAAGGUGGCUCAAAUCUCUGGCUUUACAGGUGUAGCUCGUGUGGAUUUGAUGCGCAUUUGAAUUGCGCAGAGGGUGCUCCACCGUCUUCACCUCAAGUGUCUCAUAUGCAACAAAACCCUGUAAAUUUCACGUCUUUUCAAUCUCAAAGUCCGAUGCCUCAAGUAUUUACAUCUUUUCUACCUCAAACUUCGAUGCCUCAAGCAUUUACGUCUUUUCAGCCUCAGACUCCGAUGCCUCAAGCAGCAUUUACAUCUUUUCUACCUCAAACUCCGAUGCCUCAAGCAUUUACGUCUUUUCAGCCUCAGGUUCCGAUACCUCAAGGAUUUACAUCUUUUCAACCUCAAAGCAAUGUCAGUUUUGGCAUUCCUGCUGCUACGGUUAUGCCCACUUAUGGGAAUAGACAGAACAAUGAAGUCUUCCUUCAGACACUUCAACAAAUAUACAGUAAUGCCCAACAGAAUUACUUGCAGACUUUGAUGCCUGCCACUGGAGGCGGAGGUGACAGAGGAUCGGAACAACUGCUUCAAAUGUUUUCAAACCUUAAUAUUAACGGUGGUGGAAGUGGCGGGAUCCCUGAUUUGAAUACGUUUGGUGGUGGCAGUGGAGGUAUCCCUGGGUUGGAUGCUUUCGGUGGUGGCAGCAUCCCUAAUUUCGAUGCUUUUCGUGGUGACUUAGGAGGGCAGAACUUCUUGCAAGCAUUGAUAAAUAAUGGUGGUGUUGACGGAGGCGGCGGGCUAGACAUACUGCAAUCGUUAAUGGGUGGUGGAGGUUUGCUUGAUACCCUUGGUGGACUCGGUGGAUUCCUUUAAAGCUUUUGAAUAAUUAUCAUGCUAAGUUUACCUCAAAUAUAUAAUAUAAAGAGGUUAAGUUUACAUGAAUCUUGUUCUUUCCUUUCAAAAUUGAAAAUAAUGUUUACAAAUCUUUUCUUGAAUCAGCUGGAUGAAAUGAAUUAAUCCUUGAUAAUAAAUCUUUGUCGAAAAAUUUGUAGCCUUUCAAUAUUUAAGACCAAAGUAAUUUGUAGUUAUCUUUA
Molecule: messenger RNA, 1532 nt
Organism: Olea europaea var. sylvestris
Lineage: Eukaryota; Viridiplantae; Streptophyta; Magnoliopsida; Lamiales; Oleaceae
Exons: 1
Coding region: 31-1311 (426 amino acids)
Source: RefSeq, a predicted model, not a curated record